Messenger RNA from Chrysochloris asiatica (Cape golden mole), 198 nucleotides. RefSeq names its product general transcription factor IIH subunit 3-like. The annotation marks the transcript as partial. Gene Ontology annotation, biological process: regulation of DNA-templated transcription; nucleotide-excision repair. Lineage: Eukaryota; Metazoa; Chordata; Mammalia; Afrosoricida; Chrysochloridae. The record is from RefSeq and is a predicted model, not a curated record. The transcript is spliced from 3 exons. Gene Ontology annotation, cellular component: transcription factor TFIIH core complex; transcription factor TFIIH holo complex.
GUAAUCAAGGCUGCGGAAGACAGCGCGUUGCAGUACAUGAACUUCAUGAAUGUGAUCUUCGCAGCACAGAAACAGAAUAUUUUGAUUGAUGCCUGUGUAUUAGAAUCUGAUUCAGGACUCCUCCAGCAGGCUUGUGACAUCACCGGGGGACUCUACUUGAAGGUGCUUCAGAUACCCUCCCUUCUGCAGUACUUGCUG